Messenger RNA from Myiozetetes cayanensis, 7016 nucleotides. It is a transcript of the gene TTLL4, whose product is annotated as tubulin tyrosine ligase like 4. The transcript is spliced from 19 exons. The record is from RefSeq and is a predicted model, not a curated record. Gene Ontology annotation, cellular component: cilium. NCBI's taxonomy places the organism in Eukaryota, Metazoa, Chordata, Aves, Passeriformes, Tyrannidae. Gene Ontology annotation, biological process: protein polyglutamylation; microtubule cytoskeleton organization. Bases 3045 to 6293 code for a protein of 1082 amino acids. Gene Ontology annotation, molecular function: tubulin binding; tubulin-glutamic acid ligase activity.
AAUGGCAUAGAAAACAAUAGCAAGCACAGUUGUCUAACCUCCCCUCCUUGUGACUUUGGGCUGUGUGAGGCUGACAGCAUGUUAUCAGGUCAGCUAGCAGUGCAUACAUUUGCAAGCUCUUGUUAUUUUAAGCAUGUCACCAAGCUGCGUUUAAAAUAACCUCCCCAGCCAAACUCCUGUGACACACAGGCUCUUAUGAUCUUGUCCUUUCCUGUUAGCAAUGGGACUGCAGAGAGCUGCCACACUGCCAUUAAGGAAGACACAUUAAUGCCACAGUGGGGCUCAUGCUAGAAGAAAUGAUUUUCACUGACAUACACUCGGGUACACAGAGGCCGUGGCGUGUGGUGGCCUCGUGUGCCUGUGAUGUGACAUUCGAACAGGCUGUGGCAGUGCUCCAGCUGACGCCCUGAAGCCUCUGAGCAGGCUGUGCAGCAAUAAAAGGUGCUAGCAAAAUAGUUGUAAGCAAGUGCAGCUGUAUGGUCACUCCAACAGUGACAACUUUGGCCUCUGUAUUGUGGGUCAGUAAGUCCAAGCCAAAAUCCAUUAAUUACUUGGUUGGGUUUGAAUUCCAGCCUGGCUAGUUCAUCCUGGGCUUUUCCCAGCUCAUGUUUCUACAAUAAAAUUCCAAAGUGUAGUUCUACUGCUGUUGUGAGCUGCAGAAUGGACUCCAGCUCCUUUGCCAUAGGAUUGGGUUGGCAAAACUAGAGAUUGCAUCAAACUGUGACCUUCUUCCACUCCAAAACUCUGACUUGAGUUAAAUGUAAAAGGGAAACUUCCCUGACUGGUAGCCAGCAGGGAUUUACCCUCAGGCAGAUGACAUUUUUCCUGCCCAGAGCCACAGAGACAUGGCAGCUGCUGCCCUGUUGUGGCCAUAGCCUGGCAUGUGAAGGUGCCUCCAUCUCCACCUGUUCUCCUGGAUGCUCAGCAGCUGCUUCGUCGAGCUGUUCUUGCAGUGAGCAUGGGAGAUGGUUUGCAGGGGGACAUCAGGGGUGGCUGUGCUGGCAUGCAGGUGGGACAGAAGGGUGGAUGUGGGGAAGGACAUGGGGUGGAGGAGGAAGGAGCAUGGGCUGGUUCUGCCAGUCUGGAUGCAUCCUGACCUGCUCCAUGUGGGUGCAUCUUCAUUCCAUCCUUCCUGCCCCUCUCUCAGAGCUCCUGUGUCUCCAUGGAGAAAUGGUGGUUACUGGCUGUUGGCUGGCACUAUCCUCAACUGGAAGCUUUACUUAAAGGCCCUGCUGCUUCCCUUCCUUAUGCAGCCACAGCUUCUAGCACACUCCUGCCCUGUGUUGACCUACCAACUCCAUGGCAAAACUGCCCCAUAGAGAGACAAUUUCAGCAUGUUCUCCCUGUGCUGCUGAGAGGCUUGGCUCCAGGCAGUGGCAGCUGAGGCCAUGCCAUGACCACAUUUCCACCCCGGCAGCUGCAGCUGACAGCAGUACUCUAGUGUCUGUGCUGGUCACAUCUGUGCCACUGUUGGCACUUACUCCAGAUCGGGGUCACACAGGGUUUCUGGCAUUUUCACACCUAUGUGUAAGCUGGCCGUAAGAUUCACAUCCCUUUUUACAGCUUCAUUAGCCCCAUCACUUUUUAUUUUUACAGCGGGAUGAUCCACUGAUAGCUGUAAAGCCGGGUGGAGAUGAGGCACAGAUGGCUUUCACCACGGGCUGGUUUUGCAAGGUCAUUCACAGCCGGGUGAGAGCACAGGUGGUGGCCAAGCUGGGAGAGCAUGUUGUGAUGCCACAGUGACAGUCCCCUCUAGGCAGGGACACCAGGAACACUUUCAUACUCCUUGAAUUUUAAUUUGCUCUUCCACACCUAGUUCACUGGUGUGCUAGGGUCGAUUUGUGGUUUGAGUGUGUUUCGACCUGGGUGCAUCUGAGGGGGUAGCCUGUGGAAGCUGAGCUUUGCUCCCUUGGUUACUGGGGGAAACCUGAGCUGGGCAGGUGAUGGCAUCUGAGCCACAACUUCUUCGCUCUGUGCUAAUCGCUGUGAAUGUCACAACACAGCCAGGUUUGCUGCCGGGGGCAGAUUGGGUAGCAGUCGAAUAGUGUGGUACAUCUCAGUUGUGGGAUUCCCUACCCCUUGGGGCUUCAAGUCCCUCUGGGCUGCAGCUCCCAUAUGGAUGCAGAUGUCCUGUCUUCAUCAGGAGUUCACAGCUUGACUGUACAAGUGCUAAGAAACAGUGCAACCUUGUGGGUAUGGAGUGGUACCUUCCUUGCAGAGCUUGGCAGGGUAGCAUCUCUCCUUGAGAAUGUGUAGCUCCUGUGGGAUCCUACAGGGUAUGUUCCAUCUUGUACAGCCUCUGUCUGAGAUGCUGCUGACAUGGUGUGUGCUGUAGACUGAGGCUGAUUGACAGGCUGAGGUCUGGCAAGUGUAGGUCUGUCUGACCCAGCCCUGUGGUGGUGAGAGCUGCUAUCACGGUGGUACAGAGCAACCCCAGGGUCUCCAAGCUACAAUUUAACUGCUGCAUCUGAGGCUUGACUUUCAGGUGAGACAGGAGUGUGUAUGUGUAUUGCAAGAAAACCAAGAGGAUGAUGGUUGAUGCUCUGCUUACCUUUCUUUUUAUACUUUUUUUUUUUUUUUUUUUUUUUAAACAUGCAAACAUGUGAGAGCUGGAAGGUGGAAGAGCCAUCCAGCCUGCUUGGAAAACAAAUUCCUAUCACAGCUGUAUCCAGGGGCCCUCCAGGCAUGUGUUAAAGCAAGACAAAUAACUGGCUCAUGGUUUGUUUUCUCUUUCCCUUCUCCCCAGGCAAGAGGAUGUUGCGGGUGUGGUGCAAUAGUUCAUUCUAGGAGGAUUCAGGACACUUAAGUAUGCAGCUCUGUAGUCUGCCAGUUGUUCCUUGCAGGAGAUUUUUCUGUAGGACUGCAAUGGGGAGGAACAUGAGUGCACAGCACUGCCAGUCUCUGCUGGAAACCGAGGUGUUGAUGUUAGAAUAGCCCUGGAUUUGCUCCUUGCUGCCUUCUCAUCACCGAGCUCUUUAGGAUGCCCUCAGACCUCACUGAGCCUUUCUCUGGUGUUACAAAGGCCAGCAAAGAUGCUGCUGUAGAUGAUUGACUCGCUUGUGCCUCAUGUGCUAUGGCUCUACAUGGCCACUUCAGGACCAGACCAUGCUAAUCUGGGCCCCAAACAGGAGAGGAGUGUUGGGCUCGAGUCAGGCACCCUUCUGGCUGGGAGACCUCAGCCGUGCUGGGCCUGGCGCUUCGCUCAGCAGCAGGCGAAACCUGCCUGGAAUUUAGAGAAGAGGUAUGUGAGUGCUUUCCAGGAUCGAAUCCUGCUGCCCUCAGGGAUCCCUCUGCAGCAAUCCUGCUUCUUGUGCUCGCCGUCACUAUGCCACGCACAGCCCACUGAAGACAACCUCCGAAGCCCUCCUGGCACUGCCUCUGCCACGGCAAGGGCGAUGUCUUCCUUGCUGAUGGAACCCUGCCUGCUUCCUGUACUGGCGGAGGAGCAGUCUGGGACUGGGAUCAAAGGCUCUGCCUUCGGCUCAGGUCAGCAGGCUGCCAGCUCCUAUAGAUCAGUGCUCAAUAACAACUCCUUCCUACGGCCAAGCAGUGCUAAAGUGCCUUUUCUGCAAUCACUGGAGAUGAGAAAGAUGGAAAAACCCCACAAUUCUCUUGCUGCCUCAUGGCCCCACUCUGGGGGCAAUGGAGACAGCUUCUCUAGCAGCCUGAUCAAUGGAGCAGUGACGAACAGUGACCCUGUGUUGAAGAAAACAGUGGUUCCCUCCCUGCCCCCUGUGCCAAGGAGUGCUGUCCUCAGGAAGGACCAGUGCUCGUGGCAGGACACUCAGAAGGGAAUUCACAGCUCAAAAGAGAAGGAGCCAGAGAAGAAUCUCCUGAAGGCUGUGCAGCAGCUAGCCAGUCAGGCUGCCACACGCAACAGCUUUGGGUGCCAAGUCAAAAGUUCUGGCCUUACAAAGGUGGGCAGCCUCUCCAACUGGAACAGCAGGAGGAGGCAGCACGUCGGAGCGCAGCUCACCCUGAAAGAAACCAUUGCUCCUCUGAACUUGGAGCUGGGGAGCCAUCGCCUUAACAGUGACUCGAGCCUUAGGGGCACCAGUGGUGCCAUUGCCUGCCCUAAGCGUGUCAGCGUCUGUCCCUUGGCCUCACGCGCUGGCGCUCCCGACGGCAGCUCCGACUGCCGGCUUGUGGGCACGCACAGCCCGCGCGUGGGGAAUCAGGUGGUGAGAGCUGAGCCUCUGCACCUCGCUGCUGUCUCUGAAGUGACAAAACAGAUGUCUACCAUUCAACUGGAAAAAGAGAAGAAAUGGGUCCAGGCUGUGGUCCCAGGAAAGCUUGAUGCCACUGCUGAGCAGUCACUGCUGGAGCCAAGCCAUCCCCAGGAUGAAGCAGAGGAAGAACUUCCUGAUGGCCUGGAUGAGAGCUGCAGUCAGGAGGAGGAGGACAGUGACUCGGAUGCUUCCUCUGUGGCUGACGUGUCAUCCAGUGGUUCCAUGAGUCUUGUAUCCAGGAAUUGCAUCAAGUGCCUGGCCCAGCCUGCUGAGGCUCAGGAAAAAGUGCUCAAACCAGCUCUUGUCUGCAGUUUAUUCCCUAAUGUGCCUCCAACUAUCUACUUCAGUACUCGGGAUGAGACAGUGGAAAAGCUGCCUUGGGAGCAGAGGAAGCUACUGCGAUGGAAAAUGUGCGGAGUGACGCCGAACAUUGUGAGGCAAACUGUUUGCAGAUCCCACUUCAGAGUUAGCAAAAAAAGCAACGACUGGCUGGGUUGCUGGGGCCACCACAUGAAAUCUCCCAGCUUCAGAGCCAUCAGGGAGCACCAAAAGCUAAACCACUUCCCCGGCUCAUUUCAAAUUGGGAGAAAGGACCGUCUGUGGCGCAACCUGUUGAAGAUGCAGGCUCGCUGUGGGAAAAAGGAGUUUAACUUCUUCCCUCAGUCCUUCAUCCUGCCACAGGACAUCAAAUUACUCAAGAAAGCAUGGGAGGAAGGAGCUAGCCGACAGAAAUGGAUUGUGAAACCACCAGCAUCAGCAAGAGGCAUUGGUAUCCAGGUCAUCCACAAAUGGAGCCAGCUCCCCAAAAGGAGGCCACUGUUAGUACAGAGGUAUCUGCACAAACCCUACCUCAUUGGCGGGAAGAAGUUUGAUCUGAGGAUCUACGUUUAUGUCACUUGCUACGAUCCUCUCAGGGUCUACCUGUUCAAGGAUGGAUUGGUUCGCUUUGCCAGCUGCAAGUACUCCUCCUCAAUGGAGAGCCUCAGCAACAAGUUUGUGCACUUAACCAACUACAGUGUGAACAAGAAGAACACGGAGUAUAAGUCCAACUCGGAUGAGACUGCUUGCCAGGGACACAAAUGGGCACUCAAAGCUCUCUGGAAUUACCUGACCCAGAAGGGAGUGAAUAGUGAGGCCAUCUGGGAGAAGAUUAAGGACAUCGUUAUCAAAACCAUCAUUGCAUCUGAGCCCUACGUGAACAGCCUUGUGAAGAUGUACGUGCGCCGGCCGUAUUGUUGCCAUGAGCUGUUUGGGUUUGAUAUCAUGCUGGAUGAAAACCUCAAGCCCUGGAUUUUAGAGGUCAAUAUUUCCCCAAGCCUCCACUCCAACUCACCUCUGGAUGUGAGCAUCAAGGGCCAGAUGAUUCGGGAUGUUCUCAACCUUGCCGGCUUUGUUCUGCCCAGCAUGGACAGCGUGGCCUCAAGGCCAGAGACAAGAAGUAGCCCUACCUGCAGUAUGGACAGUGCUUUGAAGGAGAAGCCCAAACCAGUAUCUGAGCAUUUCAGAGCAGAGAAGAUGAAGCAGGCUUAUUACUUGAUGCAGAAGAUACCUGACCAGGAUUUUUAUUCUUCUGUCUUGGACAUCCUGACCCCAGAUGAUGUUCGCAUCCUGGUGGAGACAGAGGAUGAGUAUUCCCGGCGUGGGCAGUUCGAGAGGGUGUUCCCCAGCCACAUCUCUAUGCGGUACCUGCGCUUCUUCGAGCAGCCUCGUUACUUCAACAUCCUGGUGACACAGUGGGAGCUCAAAUACUACUUGAAUAGACAGAAAGGUCUGGAGCUACUGAAGAAUUGGUGUGUCAAAGGGUACCACACUGGGGCAGGGACAGAUUUGGCCCAGAUGUGGUCAUUGCCAAAGUCUUUCUUCCUCCAGAAGAGUAGCAUUCAAUCAAAUGGCUUCAGCAAACUGGAACUGGGCAGACUGGGCACACAUUUCCCUUCAGCUGGUGAGGACCUCACAAGAUGCCUGGAGCCCAGCCCUACUCAGAGCUUACCUCUCAACAAGUGCACUGGUGGAGCCAACCAGAGACCUUCUGGCUGCCUCUCGGACACCACCCUGGUGAUGUGACCAGACAGCCACUGGGGACACAUCAACCUACCUCAAAGGAAGAGACGGGAGCUGGCUCUGUAGAGCAAGGACUGUGGGAGCCCCUUGCACUGCACACUUGCUUGUGGGGCUGUUUUUAGAGAGGGAUGUUUUACUGGGCAAAGAGGAGAGCUGUGUGACUUCAGUUUUCAAAACAAAUGGCAAAGCCUGAGGAAGUGGGGUUUGUCAGGCCUUUGUCCUAGGCUGCUUUUAAAUCCUGAUGUGGUGGUUUAUCUGCUGCAUGGGAGUCGGCUGAGCCUGCCCUUUUUGUCCCCAACCAGCAUAGGCUGAGCCCUUGGUUGCCUGUGUCUCUGUGUCCUGAGCUGCUGGCAGCCAAGUGUGCUCCUGCCCUGCUGCAGCCUGGGUCCUGGAGAAAAGUCCCCAAUCGGUACCCCACUCCUCUGGAAGGAGCAGGGCUUGGGAUCUUUUCUGAAUGCCGGUGCCAACAUCCUGCCCUCCCCCAGCAUCGGACCCUGGGGGAUACCUCAGGCUUGCACAUUGCUGCUCAAGAGACACCAUGAGUAGCAGCUUGGCUGCAGUUUGUUGUGGGGACAGUAGGGCUGCUGGGGAUGGAACAGCUGAGCUCAUCGGCUCUCUGGUGUGCCCUGCAGCAUACGUGCGUGGACUGCAGGCUGAUGCUCUUCUGGGCUCUGCUCUCUAUUUUCCAUUUGUUUCUCAAGGAUUUUUAUUAAAGUUUAACGCUCA